AUGGAGGAAGACUCAAAUACCAUACCGAAGCCAGAUAAUGACAAUAACAAUUGUCUUUAUAAUGAUCUAAUAGAUGACAAAUAUAUAUUAUCAAAUAAUGAUCGGUCGUACAUACCUACUAGAGUAUUUGAUGUUUAUUCAACCAAGGAUUUUUCAAAGGAUAAUAUGCCAUAUUUAGAUAUUUUUGCAAAAGAAUUCCAUCCAAAGGAACCAAUUAAACAAGAGCUUAUUGAUAAAGAACAUAAUCUAUUGAAUUUUGAACCAGAUUAUACUACACCAAAAUCUGCUAAUAGUGAUACAGUGCCUUUAAACAAAGUAACGAUUGAGAUACCUUCCAGAUCAGAUAACGAUGAAAUAAUAUCUGUACCGAUGACUAAUGAAUCUUUGCAAAAUGAAGGAAAAAAAUCUCUAUCUAUAGACAGCCAACCUUCUUCUUCUUUAAGUUCUAUUUAUCCGGCAGCUGACACCAAGGACCUGGAUAUAUCUUCUACCAAUGUAAUGAAAUACACGACUGCAGACUCAUACAUUACAAAGGAUUCAACUGAUAAAUGGCCAAGUGAAGUGGAAGAUGCAUUUAUAGCCUCUCUAAAACUAAUUCCUAAAAAAGGUACUUCCAAAAUUAAAGUGUUACACAAAAAUUACGGUAGAAAUGAAUUAAUCUCGUUAUAUAUUUAUUAUUAUACUAGAAGUUUCAGGUCUAAAAAACAAAUAUCAUCCCAUAUUCAAGUAUUGAAAAAAGCAAUUACCAGCAAGAAAGACAAUAAUCUGAGUAUAACAGAUUCGGAAUUAGAACUAUAUAACCUAAUUGAAAAUGGUGCUCCGAAGAAUGGAAAGACAAAAGAGAAUUUUGAGAAACAGUUUACUGUAAUUGUGGAAGAACUAGAGGAAGAAGUCUUAAGGGAUCCCAAACAUCUAUUAUGCGAGAAUUUUCCUAUGCUAAACCCCUUUAAUAAAAAAAAGAGAGAUCUACUGAAUGGGAAAUAUGAUAAACAAAAUCGUAUGAUUACUCCAUGUAGUACUAGAAAUAAUAUAAAUCCAACUUUUAAUUUUGACGGAGGUCAAGAAUUACUUGAAAAUAACCAAAAGUUAAUGUAUCCUGCAAAAUAUGCAAGAAAUAUGUAUGGAAAUCUUUCCGAGUAUAAAUGCUUACCUAUUAAUAUUGAAGAUGAUAAUGUGUAUUGCCCUUAUCCGACAAAUAAUAAUAAUAAUGAAAAAAAUGCAAAUAUUAUCUUAGAGGAUAAUACAUUUGGUAAAAAGUCAAUGACUAGAGAUGCUGCUUUAAAAGAAGCGUUAAAAGUUGAAAAGAAACAAAGAAGGUUAAUAAAUAUGGUAUCUAAAUCUUUACAAACCAAACAAAAUAUUGAAGAAAAUGAUACUGUAAUGGAACCCAAUAUAAACAGUUUUAAUAAUAAUUCUAAAAAUAGCAGAAAAAAUUCCAUUUCUCAAAAAACUAUCAACACUACCACCACUACUAAUUGUAAUAAUUCUUACAAUAAUGAUCUAGUUUCUGGAAAUAACAACGUAAAUGUCUUUGGGAUAUCAUCGAAUUACCCAUCUUAUUACUCAAAUUCACAAGUACAAUGGAAUACAGUAACCCAACCUUUGACAGCUCCGGCAAAUCCGCAAAACAACAAAGUAAAAGCUAAUAUUGAUGAUUUAUCAGAACAAUCACAACUGUUAACUCAGGCAGAUUCAGAAUUAUUACCAAAUCAAUCACAAUUAUAUUCCAUGGUUCAAAAAAACAGGUUAUAUCCAAAUAUUACACCAGUAGAUAGUCAUUUUCUAAGUAACUAUCCACCACUACAAUGGUUUUCACCCAAUAAUCAUUGGACAAUGUCUCAAUACAAUUUUAGUCCACCACAAUACACACAAAAUUCAGAUUUUGUUGAUUAUAAGUCAACUAAUCAAUCUGUCAUGGGACAACCUUCAGAUAAUCAACAACCGUAUUCCCAAUAUCAAUUACCAUACUUCAUGUCUGGUGGCCCACCAAACAGUUCCCCAACAUAUCCCACAUUCAAUUCUCAAAACGUGAACAAGCCGUUUCAUUAA
Messenger RNA from Arxiozyma heterogenica, 2049 nucleotides. It is a transcript of the gene TEC1, whose product is annotated as Tec1p. The record is from RefSeq and is a predicted model, not a curated record. The coding region runs from base 1 to 2049 and encodes 682 amino acids. Gene Ontology annotation, molecular function: RNA polymerase II cis-regulatory region sequence-specific DNA binding; DNA-binding transcription factor activity, RNA polymerase II-specific. Lineage: Eukaryota; Fungi; Ascomycota; Saccharomycetes; Saccharomycetales; Saccharomycetaceae. Gene Ontology annotation, biological process: regulation of transcription by RNA polymerase II. The transcript has a single exon. Gene Ontology annotation, cellular component: transcription regulator complex.